Notolabrus celidotus (New Zealand spotty) is the source of this 2379-nucleotide messenger RNA. Its product is annotated as integral membrane protein 2A-like. The transcript is spliced from 6 exons. Gene Ontology annotation, biological process: negative regulation of amyloid precursor protein biosynthetic process. Gene Ontology annotation, molecular function: amyloid-beta binding. The coding region runs from base 325 to 1071 and encodes 248 amino acids. NCBI's taxonomy places the organism in Eukaryota, Metazoa, Chordata, Actinopteri, Labriformes, Labridae. Gene Ontology annotation, cellular component: plasma membrane; Golgi apparatus; extracellular exosome. The record is from RefSeq and is a predicted model, not a curated record.
AAGAAAGGACGCUAAAGGCAACAUAUUGGCAAUACCUGCUGUCAGUGGGCAGUGUUUCACCAGCAGAAACAGGGAACAAAUAUUCUCAGUUCCUAUUUGUAUGUAUGUAUGCUGGGUAGUUUAAAAUAUAACCAGUUUAUCUAGCUUCUUCUUUCGGAUGUGAGCCUAAUCCCCUCCAGCCACCGGAAGCGCUAAAUAAAGCCGAGGUUGCAAAGUGCGUCACAGCGCGGAGCUGCAGAGACUAAACGGGACCUGCUCUCCAGCACCCACUGUCUUCCUUUUUCUGUUUGCACAAGAAACCCCAGCUGAGGUUUCCUCUCCAGCAUGGUGAAGAUCGCUUUUAACUCUGCUUUGGCGCAGAAGGCGCUGGGCAAAGAUGUACCAGUCGCUGUGAAGGAUCCUGAGCUGGCCUCUGCUCCAGUGGGCAACGAGGGCUCCACAGGUCGCUGCCUGCUCACCCUGCUGGGCAUCGCCUUCAUCCUCAGUGGGCUCAUUGUGGGGGGAGCGUGUCUCUACCGAUAUUUCACACCCAAGAGGCUGUAUCAUGGUGCCAUGCAAUUCAAUGACAUAUCAGCUGGAGGUGGAGGAGAGAACCAGCCGUACUACCUGCCCCGAGUGGAGGAGGAGGUGGAGAUCUCCGACAGCAUGGCCGUUAUCAGUGUCCCGCCUCCUCGCUUCAGACCUGGAGACCCUGCUUACAUUCUCCAUGACUUCAACAGGAAGCUGACUGCAUACCUGGACCUGACUCUGAGGACCUGCUUUGUGAUCCCUCUGAACACCUCUGUGGUGCUCCCCCCUCAGGACCUCAUUGACCUCUUCUCACAGCUGAUGUCUGGCUCUUACCGCAGCUACUUAGUGCACGAGGAUCUGGUGGUGACGGAGCGUAUCGAUGAUAUCAAGCCACUGGGCUUCUACAUCCGCCGCCUGUGUGAUGGAAAGGAGACAUACAGGAUGCAACGCCGCUCCAGCCUGCCAGGUGGAGGCAUCCAGAAGCGCUCUGCCGACGAGUGCUUCACCAUCCACCACUUUGAGAACAAGUUUGUGACUGAGACCAGGAUCUGCAAGGCUUGAUGGGAAAAACGAGCAUAGGUUAGGAAGCGAGUGAGAGAGUGUGAGAGAGACAGAUCGACAGAGUGUGAGAGUGAUUGAGUGACAGACAGGUUGAGAGUAGGAGGUUGUGAACGAGGGAGGGAACAACUUUUUAGCAGAACGUCUUUUGUAUAGAAUUCUUAACUCCAGUUUUUUUGCUCCCCUGCUUUAACCCCAGUGAGAAGUGAAUUUAAGAUACAGUGCUAGCUUAACCCCUAUCUUCUGCUGUAUACCCCUGAACCUGUAUUAGUCAUAGCUCUUUUGCUCAAAUAUUGACUAGUUAGAGAACCAGCAUCAGCCUGCUUUCUGAGGAGAUACUCUGAGUUUAGUUUGUUGUGUUUUUGUUCUGUUGCUUUCACUCCCUGCUGACUUAUCUUAUCAUUGUUACUGUAUUUCAACAUCCAGUCACCUCCAGAUAGAAGUUGUUAUACCUACUACUGAAUAUCCUAGAUAUACUGACGAGUCAUUCAUAUCAGACUGUCCGUGUCAGCCUACUGUUCUGAUCUGCUGUAUGUUAUAAUGUGAUAUAGCACAAGUCACCCUGGAAAUGUGAGGUAUAGUUACAGCACACAUGUAACAUGGUAGUCUGUGUUAUUAACAGAUGGUACCAGAGCAGAGCUUACACUCACCAUUUUUGUAGAUAUUUCCCAGAGUGCCCUGCUGCUCCCAGAGGCCCUCUGCUGUCCUGAUGUAAUGAUUUUAUUUAAUUAAUGAUGUCAUUCCUAGAGGUGAACAGUCCAGAACCCUAUACAACCAGUGUUUGUGUUUGUGUAGAAACUACAUGUGUGACAGUCAACAUGAGGGAUGGCUGAUGAGAUGAAGAAGUGAAUAAGCUAAAGGGACAUUUCACUAAAUUCAACUUUAAAAACACUUUGUCGAUGUUUUUGAAUUCAAAUGUUUAUGAAUUUGUACCACAGUAAAAAAGGUUAUCUGCAAUAAAUAUUUCACUGUAAGAGGCGUCAUUAAGCAGCUAAACUGUUUUCAGAGUAUUCACAGGAACUGUUGGUCUCUGAAAAUCAUUUGAUGAGUCUGAACCCCGGAUCUGAACAAAGGAAGAACUCUGAAAGGAAAAUCUUGAAAAUAGUCCCUAUUUUCAGAUUACAUGGAUCAUUUUGGGUGGUUUCCACUUGAUGCCUGCAAAGACAGACAAUCAGACAGGACGUGUGCUUGUAAAAAUUUGUUCUUGUCUCAGCUUUUUAACAAUACUAAAAACCAAUGUUGUGUCCAGCUACUGAAAUAACUUUCACUUUGUUGCUGAAUAAAGUAACAUUUCUUUACCUUAAGCGUGAA